This is a messenger RNA of Cygnus atratus (black swan), 885 nucleotides long. It is a transcript of the gene DMRTB1, whose product is annotated as DMRT like family B with proline rich C-terminal 1. The coding region runs from base 1 to 885 and encodes 294 amino acids. Gene Ontology annotation, cellular component: nucleus. Gene Ontology annotation, molecular function: RNA polymerase II cis-regulatory region sequence-specific DNA binding; DNA-binding transcription factor activity, RNA polymerase II-specific. NCBI's taxonomy places the organism in Eukaryota, Metazoa, Chordata, Aves, Anseriformes, Anatidae. The transcript has 4 exons. Gene Ontology annotation, biological process: regulation of transcription by RNA polymerase II; germ cell development; sex differentiation. The record is from RefSeq and is a predicted model, not a curated record.
AUGGAGGCCGGGGAGGCCACGGUGGCGAAGGCGGCGGUGCGGACCCCAAAGUGCUCCCGCUGCCGUAACCAUGGCUUCGUGGUGCCAGUGAAGGGCCACGCCGGGCAGUGCCGCUGGAAGCUGUGCCUCUGUGACAAGUGCUCCCUCAUCACUGAGCGCCAGAAGAUCAUGGCCGCCCAGAAGGCCCUGAGGCAGCAGGUGCCCGACUGUCCGAGCAGGGCGGCCGUGGGCCCUGUUCCCCCGGGGGAAGGCCCCAGGGUGGCUGCAGGAGCGGCCAUUGCCCCAGAGCAGAGCAGCCAUGAGGGGACAAAGGACGGCCAGCCCAUCGGUGGCAGUGACAAAGGCAUGGCACGCAGGGGGCUGCCACCACCUCCUGGUGGCCCUCCCUUCUGGGACUACGCUCACCCUGCUUUUCCACCAGAAUAUAUGGUCAACUCAGAAUACAUGGAGAGAGACCCUCCAAAAGUGUACCCUGGCUGUUCUGGGGUGUAUCCUUACCACCCAUUUCCAAUGGGAUUCGCCAUCAAUCAGCCAAGCUGUAGGGGAGCGCCAUCACCUCCAGGGAUAUCACUUCAGAAAGGUUUCCGACACAUUCCUAGCAACUAUGGGCCGGGGAAUGCAGCUUCUGUGUCAAUUCCAGAUGGGGGUGGAGAUUUGCAUCAAGGAUACUACACUCCUCUACCUCAGUUCAUCCCACCAAGUUUUCUGCCAGGGGUUCAUUACAUUCCACCUCCUCUUUCGCUGAACGUGUUGGCUGAAACAACCAAGGAAGCACACGCUACUGCAGCUGACAGCCAGGAUUCAGGGGUGGUUUGUGAAUCUAGCCAGACAUCUUCGUCCCCAGAAGAAGCAAGUGGAGAUCAAUCUGUAUAUUCUAAACAGUAA